Messenger RNA from Erythranthe guttata (spotted monkey flower), 1039 nucleotides. Its product is annotated as ras-related protein RABA5b. Lineage: Eukaryota; Viridiplantae; Streptophyta; Magnoliopsida; Lamiales; Phrymaceae. Gene Ontology annotation, molecular function: GTPase activity; GTP binding. The record is from RefSeq and is a predicted model, not a curated record.
UCUUACCCGUGAAUUGCGCAAUGAGUGUGUGUGUGUGUUUUACUUCCCCACCACUUCUCUACCUCAACUCAUUAAACUAGUGUAAUAAAAAUCCAACCUUUUUCCUCUCUUUCUUCCCCCACCAUUCCCAUCUUCACACACACUCACACACACAACCCACAUCGGAAAACCCAACAAUGGCGGCGGAGGGAGAAGGCGGAGGAGGGGAGGAGUAUUUGUUCAAGAUAGUCGUAAUCGGCGAUUCCGCCGUGGGUAAAUCCAAUUUACUCUCCCGCUUUGCUCGGGAUGAAUUCGACCACAACUCAAAGGCCACCAUCGGCGUCGAGUUUCAGACGCAGGUGGUGGAGCUCGACGGCAAGGAGGUCAAGGCUCAGGUCUGGGACACCGCCGGCCAGGAGCGGUUCCGCGCCGUCACCUCCGCCUACUACCGCGGCGCCGUCGGAGCCCUAAUUGUCUACGAUAUCACCAGAAAGGCCACCUUCGAGAAUACCAAACGAUGGCUUGAGGAACUCAAUAUUCACUGUGAUACUGCGGUAGCAAAGAUGCUCGUCGGGAAUAAGUCGGAUUUGGAAGAAAUUAGAGAGGUGAGUGUGGAAGAGGGCAAAAGCUUAGCAGAAGAAGAAGGAUUGUUCUUCAUAGAAACCUCUGCAUUGGAAUCUACAAAUGUAAUGAAGGCGUUUGAGAUCGUCAUUCGCGCGAUUUACGAUAAAGUUAGCCGGAAGAUCCUGAAUUCGGAUUCGUACAAGGCGGAAUUAUCGGUCGAUCGAGUCACACUAGCAAAAGGGGUUGACUUGUCUAAGCAAAAUAACGGCGUCUUCUCGUGUUGUUCGAGGUGAUUUUUUCGUGUUUUUUUUGUUUUUUUCGUACGGGAGUUCUUGUUUUUACGAAACUAUAUAAAAUCGGGGAGUGUGACGUUUUAUUGCAAGUUGAUGUAAUUGCAUUGUUGUAGCAGUUGUUGAAUAGGAAUUGUAGGAUCUUGUCCUCUGCAAAUUCUUUGCAUUCAUCAUUUUUAUAAAAUUCUAUUAAUGCUUUAGAAAAA